Messenger RNA from Tribolium castaneum (red flour beetle), 3798 nucleotides. RefSeq lists its product as uncharacterized. Gene Ontology annotation, biological process: peptidyl-tyrosine dephosphorylation; signal transduction. The transcript has 8 exons. The record is from RefSeq and is a predicted model, not a curated record. NCBI's taxonomy places the organism in Eukaryota, Metazoa, Arthropoda, Insecta, Coleoptera, Tenebrionidae. Gene Ontology annotation, molecular function: protein kinase binding; protein tyrosine phosphatase activity. The coding region runs from base 264 to 3527 and encodes 1087 amino acids. Gene Ontology annotation, cellular component: cytosol; cell junction; plasma membrane.
CUCUAUGAUAAACCUGACUCAUUGUUAAUCAGUUGUCCGGUGGAUUCGGCCAGGUAGACUCGACUUCGUGCUGUUCCCCACUCAGCGUGUUCAAAGCAAACAUUUUAUCUCCACCUCUGGACAAAAAUUCGAACGGUGUGAUAACACCAAGGAAAUUUGUGCGUCAAGUGUGUGUGUGGUGUGUUUUUAUCGAUUGUAGUCCUUGCUCAAAAAUCGGAUAUCUGCUAUGAUAAUCGAGUUUUGGUGACAACAAUGCCAACAUUAUGGGCUUCACGGUUCAGUUCUUGCUAGGCACGUUCCUCGUCCUUUUAUGCUGCUCCUCGAUCCGAAGUACUCAAGUUAAAAAUGAGGAAGAAACGACCGAAAAAACCCAAAUCGAAAAGAUAACUGAAGCGAAUCUCGAAAGCAACAAACCAAAGACUGAAAAUAGUACUGAAAAUAGUGUAGGAAGCAAAUUGCAAAAACCCGAAGAAAUUGGCCGAUCGAUUGAUAUCGAAAAAUACGUUUCGAAAGAAUUUCACAAUAAAAAUAACGUUUACACUUUACCAACCUCGCCGGAUACUGAGAAAUACAUAGAUCCGGAUUAUGAUUUCCACGCUACGACUCUGAAGCAUCAUGAACACGAGGAAUUCAACUACGAGUCGGAGUUAACAACGCCGAAGAGUUCGAUUUUCGAUCACAGGUACAAGGAAGCAGUGGAGAGUGUUGACCAGAAGUUGGAACAUAUCGAUGAUUCGCAUGAAGUUUCGGCUGAAACCGACUCAAAGGAAAGUGUCGACUUGGAGAAACUUUACGAAGAAACGAAGAAGAACGACACCAAAGCCGAUCUGAAUUAUAUCAACUUUAAAAAUGUGGUUGCUAAUGAUACGGGUAGUAAGAACUCUUUGCGGAAGAAUGUGGUGCUCGAGAGUGGAACUAAUUUGAAUUUCCAAUCAUCCUAUAAUCACACAACGAUCGAUGAAAAUGAUAGCGGAAAUAACACGAUUCCGAAAGAAGAUAAGAAAACUGAAAGCACGACUUUGAGCAAUGUGAUUGCCGUUAAAGGCGAAUUGGAAAAAGCCGAAAGUUCGACGGUUAAAGCCACUUUAACCACCCGAAAAAGUCUAGUUUUGACCAAACCUCCGUCGAGUCGCAAUUCGAGCCAUAUCUCAAUUUUGAGCAACAAAAUUGAAACCGAAACUGUCAAAGCGAUCAACCCGACAGACAAGCCGAAAGGAGAUAAAGAAAAUUCCUCCGAAAGCUACACCCAGAAAACGCCCAUUGACAUAACAAAGCGGGGCUCAGUCAAGUACGCACACACCAUUUCAACCGAACCGACAACAGUCUCGAACAACAUCAAAAAAUCGGAACAACUUUUGCAAGAGAAUCAAGUGAUUCCAGUCCACGUUGAAGCACCUCCAACUGCCAUAAACAGCACAACUGAAACUCCCUCAACCACAACGCCCGAAACUGAAACACGCAUUACCUACUCGAUUGAAACUAGGAUUAAAAGUGUUUCAGUGGGGACACAACCGCCGACUGAAACCACAACCGACGCACAAACAACCGAAACUACGUUUUUAUCAGACAGUACUGCGCCCACAACGGUUACAACCGAAAAUCCUGAAACAACUGAGCCCCUAACAACGACUGAAAUUACAAUCACUACCGAAAAUGCAGUGAGAACCUCGAAAGGUUUAAAUUUCGGGGAAAAUGUGUCCACAAUACCGACUGAGGUGGACGUGACAACGACUGAAAAAAUGUUCGAAACUACAACCGAAGAAAUGGUACCGACUAAUUCUCUUCCGCAAAUGUUCUCAGAAAAAAUGUUCACAACUGAGAAAAUUGCACCGAAAAUGUUCUCAGCUAUGGGCUUGACUACGACUGAAAAAAUGUUCCAAGCGACUCAGGAAACAACUGAGAGAAGUGAACCCACGAGAAUGUUCUCAGAUGUGGCCCAAACUACGACUGCAACUCAGGAAACAACCGAGAAAAUUGAACCUACGAAUCAUACUCUGAAAAUGUUCCCAGAUGUGGCCCCGACUACGACUGAGAAAAUGUUCACAGCGACUCAGGAAACAACCGAGAGAAUUGAACCGACCAAUCAUAUUCCGAAAAUGUUCUCAGACGUGACUCCCGAAAAAAUUCCAGCGACAACUGAGAGGAUUACACCGACGAAUUCAAUCGCGAAAAUGUUCUCAGAUGUGAUUCCUGAGACUACGACUGAGCUGGAACCGACUGUUUCAACCAACCGCACAAAUGUACCUGUUUUUAGAAAUGUCCCUACUGAGCCAAGCGAGCCUGAAAUCACUGAAAACUUCACAAUAACUUCAGAUUCGUACGAAUCCAGCACAGGGGCUCCUGACGACAGCAGUGGUAAAACCGCCGCAAUUGCUAUAUCUUCGAUCGCUGCUGUUUGUCUUAUUGUAAUAGCCGGACUUCUGGUGUUUAUGCGGAAGAGACAGAAGAGGUUUAACUACGGGCAAAGAUGCCGGCCUGUGAGUCUCGACGACUACAGUAUGGACAACGUCUCCGUGUACAACAGCGUUCGCAGGAAGGGAAUGUUAAGAGGGUCGAAACGCUCGUACGGAAAUCCGGCGUUUGAGGACCCUGUCACCGUCACUCACCCGCUGAACUUCCCGGCUUUGGGGAAAUUUGCAACGAAUUUGGAAGACAUAAAGGCCGAAUUUGAGGAAAUCCCCCAGAUCACGGCCCGAACUACCGAACUUCCCGAAGGAUGUGAGACGAAAAAUAGAUACGCGAAUGUGAUCCCACUUCCAGAAACGCGCGUUUUGUUGAACCUAAUUGACGGUUACCCCACCAGUGACUACAUAAAUGCUAAUUAUGUUACGGGCCCCAAAAACACAAAGGGGUAUUACAUAGCGUGCCAGGCGCCUAUGCAGAACACUGUUGAUGAUUUCUGGCGCAUGAUUUGGGAGCAACAAUGCAAAGUUGUUCUAAUGGUGACCCAUUUGUUUGAAAACGGGGUCGAAAAAUGCGUUGAUUACCUGCCGCCUUCGGAAGUGCUAGACUGUCACCGCCUCUUUGGCGACUUCCAAGUCACACUGAAAAAACGCGAAGUCAAAGACAAGUAUAUCAUUUCCAGCCUCCAACUAAAGAAUAUGGUGUCAAAUAGCUGGCGCGAAGUCACGCAUUUCUGGUACAUGGGGUGGCCGGAAAAAGGCGUCCCGACGGAGGCAAAUUCGCUCAUUGCAUUUUUGAUAGAAGCCCGGAGUUACAUGAAAUCGUCGUCGAUGGAUAGGGACGUUACUAAUGGUAAUUUGGCGAAUGGUGGCGCGAAAAAUGAGGUGAAUCCUGUGGUAGUGCACUGUAGUCCUGGGACAGGACGAACAGGUGUGGUGAUAGCUUGUGAUAUUGCGAUACGAGAGUUUGAACAAACCCGACUUGUUGAUGUACCAAGGAUAGUCUAUAAGAUUAGACGGGAUAGGGCGAGCGCAGUACAAACUAAAGAGCAGUACGCAUUUAUUUAUAAGGUGAUUACUCUUUACGCUACUAAACUUACAGGCGGUGCUUUAGAUUCGUUAUAAUUUAGUUAGUGGUGAAAAAGCUUCAAGCGUUUGUGAUAAAUUCAUGUUUUAAUGUACAUUGUUAAGUCCUGAAAGUUUAAAUGUAAAUAUUUUCAUGUAUAUAAGUUAGUCUUUGCUCUCUAUCCAACUUUAUUUAGUUAGUUUUGUGUAGAUAGAAAUGUUAUAUUGUACAAUAUUAAGCCUUGUUUAUUGUUAUUUCUUUAGAGAUUUAUGUUGUUGAAUUCACAUUUGAUUGUGUUCAAUGAUAAAAAAUAAAAACUGUGUAAACUGA